CGGCUGUUCGAGCUCAUCAGAAGAGCCCCGCACCCACCGGUCCACCGCCGCCCCGAAACCCCAGCCGAUCGGCCGCGACCGCGGCCGUCGGCGGCGGAGAUGUCGCUGACCUCGGUGAAGAUCGGCGAGGAGGUGUGGCUCACAUGCCUCUCCCACGCCCUCACCACCGAGACCGAGGAGGUCAUGGGCCUCCUCCUCGGCGACGUCGAGUCUUCGAGCAGGGGCGGCGCGACCGCCGUGAUAUGGGGGGCGUCGCCGCAGAUGAGGUGCGAGCGGAAGAAGGACCGCGUCGAGGUCAACCCCGAGCUGCUCGCCGCCGCGUCGGCGCAAGCCGAGAAAAUGACGGCCACCAUCAAGAAAACUACGAGGGUGAUCGGAUGGUACCACUCGCACCCGCAUAUCACCGUGCUGCCGUCCCAUGUAGAUGUUCGUACCCAAGCAAUGUUUCAGUUGCUGGAUACAGGCUUUGUGGGGCUGAUAUUUUCUUGUUUUAGUGAAGAUGCUCAAAAGGCUGGAAAAAUCCAAGUGAUUGCCUUUCAGUCACAGGGUGGACAACAACGUACCGCCCUUCCUCUUGCUAUGGCUCCAGUGAUUGAUCUUGAUUCAUCCUGGAGUUCAUCGGAUAAUGCAUUUGCCUCACAUUCUGCAUUUGAAGGCAUUGAACAGGACACAGGGGAUUCCAGAGCUUCAAAGAAUAGCAAGGCCUGGGGAAGAUCUCCAGAUAUGGAUUUCUACUCUCAUCCUGACACAAAUCAUUCCGCAAAGCAUCAGCCCAGAGAAAAUGCUAUUGUUCCCUACAAUCCUGCUAACAUGCAAGAAGCGUCUAUUGAUCCAUAUGAUUCAGAUAUGACCCCAAGUAUCCAAGAGGCUUUACACCGGUCAAAUAUGGACAUAAGCGGUGCAGAGUAUGUAAGGAAGGAGGUGCCACUUAUUGUGCUUCCCACAAGACACCUGCUUAAGCUGGACACCACAAUGGCGUCUUACUGUGAUAUGCAACGAGUCCUUUUUGAAGAGGAGCAAUCGGCAUAUAAUCAAGCUAUGCAACAAAAUAUUUGUGAUGGGAAAAUUCAUCCCCUUGCAUCUAUUCACCAUACAUCUACAUACAACUCGUCUCUCUGCAAACUAAUGGAGUAUUGUUUGAGUCCAGCUAUAACUGCACUUCAGGAUCGCGUGAAGGAAAAUGAACUUCGGCUAUCUAUGUUACAAGAGGAGGCUAAACAACUUGAGGCAGAGACCCAAAGCAUGAGAAAUGAUUCUCCCCGUCGCUUUAUGAAUCAUGGGUCUGUUGGCAGCAGUUCACCAAUGGCCCAGAACAGGCAUCCUUUCUCCAAUCAAGGGAACCCGAGGAGCCCUAGAAGCCCUAGCGGUGGCAGCCGGAGGAGGGCCUGUUGAUGUCGAUCUUCUUGCCCUGUUGUGGUGAUGAAUAUUGCUCGUUGUGGCUUGACCGAAUGCUUUGUGAAACCCCAGACCUUAAGACGAACAAAGGGAUAGACAAUGGAACUGUACAUACCCAUCUCCUUUCAGCACUGUGCUGCUGUGCCUGUGGAAGCUGCCAACAGUCUCGAGUUUGCUUUGUGGAUUUGGGGUUUCUUUCCGGUUGCCAAAGUUGCGCUGUACAAAUCCUUUUCGUGGCUGGCCCGAGCUUGUAGCCUGUACAUGUAGAUUCUGUACCUGAACUGCUGUUGCUAAGAUGCGAUUUAUCUGGGGCGGGCAAAGAUGAAGGGCGUCUUUGCUAUGUAAUUCUGGAAAAGGAACUUUGUAGCAAUCCAUUUUGUUGAAAUGCUCCAACUUUGUAGCUUC
Molecule: messenger RNA, 1800 nt
Organism: Panicum hallii
Lineage: Eukaryota; Viridiplantae; Streptophyta; Magnoliopsida; Poales; Poaceae
Product: lys-63-specific deubiquitinase BRCC36-like
Exons: 10
Coding region: 100-1392 (430 amino acids)
Biological process (GO): double-strand break repair
Cellular component (GO): BRISC complex; BRCA1-A complex
Molecular function (GO): cysteine-type deubiquitinase activity; polyubiquitin modification-dependent protein binding; metallopeptidase activity
Source: RefSeq, a predicted model, not a curated record